AUGAAGACUCUUUCGGGACGUUGUGAAUCAUCGAAAGCGAUAUCACUUUCCAAAGCUACCAAAAUCCUCUCCAAAUUUGUCUCCGCUGACAAUGGUGCUUCACAAGUCAUCAAUGCCUAUCUCCAUCGUGCUUCGGAUGCUUUCACUGAGCUCAACCAGCUUCAUAGGGAGCUUAAACUAUCGCAGUCUCGUAGGAAGAAAAGCCGAAGCUGCAUAACAGAUGAUAGUGGGAGAGUAGGUGAAAGUUCUGUUGUUACGAGUGUUGAUGUGAAAUCUGAAUUCGGGAUUAUAAGGGAAAACAUUCGUGGUGAUGAAAAGUCGAUUGAGAAUGAUGUUAAAUUGGGUCGAGAGUUUAAUGGUUCUGUUGUGGGUGGAAGUGAAAAGCGUAGUAAGAAAGAUAAAAAGAAGAGUGAAUUUGGGGAUAAGGAAGGUGAUGAAAAACUACUGAAAAAAGAGCAAAACGAAAAUGAAUUGGGUCGGGGAGAUGAAGGAAUGGAGGAGGGAAAGAAACAGAAAAAGGACAAGAAGAAGAAGGACAAGAAUUUAGAACGUGAGAGUGCGAAGGUACGAGAACAACAGAAAGAGAUAGAAGCAAAGAUAAGUAACAAUGGAAAAGUAGCUACUAGGGUGAAAAAUGAAAUCGAAUUAAGUCAGGGCGGUGAAGGAGGAACGGAGGAGGGAAAGAAGCAUAAAAAGGAGAAGAAGAAGAAGAAGGAGAAGAAUCUAGAAGGCGAGAAUGCAGAGGAACAAAAACAACAGAACGAUAUAGUGAAAAAGAUGAACAACAAUGUGAAGGUUGAGAAUGGAGGGCUGGUUGUUCCUCAGGAUAUAGAAGUUAGAUCCAAAAAGAGAUAUGAAGCAGGGAGUGAGAAUAAAUUACAUGCUGAAGAGAUAAAGACAGAGCAAAGGAAGAAGAAGAAGAGGAAGAACGAAGAUGUGGAAGAUAGAUCUGAGGAACAAUCUAAGAAGAAAAUGAAAAGGAAACAUGAUGAGGGUCAAGCUUAA
Molecule: messenger RNA, 1005 nt
Organism: Vicia faba (fava bean)
Lineage: Eukaryota; Viridiplantae; Streptophyta; Magnoliopsida; Fabales; Fabaceae
Source: the annotation of a GenBank genome assembly